Rotaria sp. Silwood2 is the source of this 5760-nucleotide messenger RNA. NCBI's taxonomy places the organism in Eukaryota, Metazoa, Rotifera, Eurotatoria, Philodinida, Philodinidae. The record is from the annotation of a GenBank genome assembly.
AUGGAAAUGUCAUUAUUUAGUCUUAAUAUUUCUCAAUACUUAACUCAAGGUGAUUCUCCUCUUGAUUGGUAUCUCAGUGGAACUAUAACUCCAGAUCUUUCAAUCGAUCCGUACUCUGGAUUAUUGACGUGGUCAUCCGCAGUUGCUUCAUCCACACCUUAUAAUAUAACAGUGAAUGUUCAUCAAAGUUCGACUGGUGUAAUUGUUCAACAAAAUUUUGUUAUUAAUGUGGGCCUAGGCUACAAUGUUACUGUUCGAUUUCAAAACUCACAGCGAAUUCUGACAACAAAAACUAUAUUGCAAAUCAACGGACAGAUUGUCAAUAACUCAAUUGGUCUUAGCGAUCGAAUAGUGAAAGUAUGGGUCCGUAUAAAUAAUAUUCAACGAUAUCUUCCUGCAAUCACUGUUGUGGGACAAUCAAAUCAAUUUACAACCUAUUAUACUCCACUGACAAAAGAAUAUGGAACACUCUUUGUUGGUGCUCAGCAUCCGGCCGAUCUAUCGAACAAUGAGCCUCAAGAUUAUCUCACAUUACUGGGUUUGAAUGUGCAAAGACUCAGUACCGAUACAUUGAAUAUCAUAGCAAGUGAAAAUUUCACGAACACAUUUGCACCGGUCGCCCGACUUUCGAAUCCAUGCGACUAUCCUAUUGAAAAUUUGACUUUCUCACUAGUCAGUCCUUUGGCAGCUGUGUCAUUCUUCAAUGUAUCAUCAUCGAACUGUAAUGUAACCCGCAUUCCCCCUUUGACUACUUGUUCCAUCGAGCUCAGCAUUCGUUUCAAUGUCAGUGGUUCUGGUAAUCUCGUAUUCGCAUGGACUGCUAAUGAUAUACAGCCAGUGACUCUUUCACUUCCAAUUAAUGUAAUGUUUGAAGGAGCUGAAUUCAAGUUAAAUCCAUCAUCGUCAAGUUUUAUUGUUCCUCGCGAAUCUCAAGAAACAUUAGUUAUCUCCAUAUACAACACGGGAUCUCGUCGUCUUGGACCUUUAACAGUUCUCCUGCCCAAUCAAACAUAUAUCUCUGUACUAACCUCGGAUAUUUCUACAUUGAUUGAAUCGGCGAAUGACAGUUUCACUUUAGGAAUUCAAAUUCCCGAAUCUGCACCAUUGAGUACAUUUACUAUUCGAGGCUAUAUUGUUGAUCGCAUCAAUUCUCUUUCUCGACCAUUUCAAAUUCAGCUUACUAUUGUCGGAAAUAAUGAUACCUUGUUCGAUCUGAACAUUUUAUGUCGAGAUGAAUUUUCCUACUUCGGCAGUAAUACAACUAAUCUUGCUAAUGUAACAAUUACGAUAACGAAUAGUCAACUCAAUAUCAAACAUUUUCUUCGAAGUGAUGAAACAGGACAAGUAUCAGUAUCACUUGUGGCUGGUACCUACGAAAUAACAGCUCAAGCUUUAAAACACUCAAGUUAUCGUGGUGUUAUCAAAGUCGAUCGAGCAACAGCAACAUCUAAUACGUUAGUUAUCUUUCUUCAACGCAUUCUUGUUUCAUAUGUAUUCAAAGUCAGCAAAAUCUCGAUAGACCAAACGUAUACCAUAACUAUGGAUACUCAGUUUGUGACAUACGUUCCAGCUCCUGUAUUAGUGAUUUCACCAGCUAUGAUAUCUCUUGAUGAAUUGGAAGCGAAUGAAUACAUUAAACAGAUCGACUUUACUUUCACCAACUAUGGUCUUAUUCGACUUUCAGACAUCGAAUUGACAUUACCUGAUGAACAUCCUUACCUAAGAUUUAGUAUUCGACAAUUGCCAAUUGGUAAUAUUGAAGCGAACUCUUCUAUUAUUGUUGCUGUCGAUGUUUACCGUAUUAAUAUGACUCGAAGAAAACGUGCUUCAUGUAUUACUUCAAUUUUUGGAUCGUUCAUUGCUACCUACAUUUGUGGCGAAAAACGUACAGUUGGAGCAUCAUUGCCAGCUUUUAUCUGCAAAUACUCUCCACCUAUUAACAUACCUAAGCCGAAUCCUACUGGUAGUGUAAGUUGGAGUAGUGCUAGUAACAGUGUCAUCGGUGGAGGUACUGGCGGUAGCGGUGGUGUCUUUGGUGGCACUGGCAGUAUCAGUAGUGGCGGUGGUGCUGGCAGUGGUGAUGCUAGCGGUGGUGGUGCUGGCGGAAGCAGCACUAGUGGCAUUGGUACCGGCAUUGGUGAUGAUGAUAGUUAUAGUGAUAGCAGUGAUGCUUUUAGUACUGAUCUAUCUCAGGCUAUGGAAACUUUUGGGUCAGUAAUAGAAACAUUAUUCAAUCCAGUUUUGUCGAGUUCUACAACAUGCGAGAGUUGUGUGGACACUUUCGUUGGAAUUGCCGUUGACUUACUAAGAAAGAUUCCGGGUGUUGGUUCUCUUAUUAAUAAACUCGAUAAGUGUCUGGGUUUUAUAAUGAAUACGGUGAAAAAUACAAUAGAUUUGAUUGAUGGUACAGUUGAAGCUAGUAUAUGGAAUAUUAUGAAAACUGUAGAAACUGCAUUUCUUGAUGGAUUGGAAUGUUUGCUAGCUGGAAAUCCAGUAUUAGAUAAAUUGUUGGCGAUAAUUUCAAAACAUUCUCUCGAGACCAAAAGGAAACCGAAUUGGAUAAACUGCUUAGGAUUAUGGUUUAUGCCAGGAGUGACCGAAAACAGUAGUUCAUGGAACGAGAAUGUGGAUCCUGCUUUAGUACGACUCAAUUUUGUUGUUGAAGCAAUGACUACUUAUCGAGAGAUGAUCAGUCUCAUCUAUGGCGAUUCAAUCUGGUUUGAUAGAAACUGUGUUGAUCAAUCGUGGGAAGACGCGCUGACUACAGCGAAAGAAGUAACCAGUGAUUUGAACUACUUCAUUAGUGCUCAAGAAUAUAAUGAACUCAUACUACUUCCACACCGAUGUGCAAAUCAGAGUCUAGUAAGCGAUCGUCUUCUCUAUUACAAUCGAACAAUGUAUUCGUAUUCGGUGAAUAUAACUGAACCGAGUAGUUUAAAUGGCACACCCUUCCUAUUUAUGAGUCUAUCGGCAUUUUUAAAUCUGAGUUCUCAAUACAUGAGAGAUUUGAAUUAUUGUCGAUCACUAGGAUAUUCAAACCUGUUUCAUGCGUAUAUUGAUAUCUUUCAGCAAUACUACGAUGCAAAUAAAGAUUCACCCGUGGGUAUAUGUGCGACAGUUACUAUUCGCAUUGUUCAGAAUGUAACGAUUGCUCGACAAGGAUUUGCUGCUGAAAUGACGAUCGACAAUAGUGGAGCAGAUGCUUUGUACGAUAUUCAAAUUACUUUAGAUAUUCAAACAGACAACCAAUCGAAUGCAAAUGACAGAUUUAGUAUUGGUGAAACGAUCGUUACCGAUGAUGCUUACAACGGAAGUUUGACAGUCGGAGGAUCUGCACAAUUCAACUGGUUAAUCAUUCCUUAUCUGUCAGCUGCUCCGACGGCUUCCACUUGGUACAGUGUUGGUGGUCAACUUUCAUAUACAAUUGCUGGACAACGUGUGAAUAUUACACUUCUUCCUGAUCGCAUUCUAGUUGAUCCAGAAGCUCGUCUCGAUAUUGUCUAUUUUCUUGAAGAACACUCUAUAGGAUUUGAUCCAUUAUCUUCGGAAUGGGUCGCUUCACAACCAUUCAUUCUUGCUGUUGUCAUUACAAACAAUGGUUAUGGAUCAGCGAACAAUUUUCGAGUUUCCAGUGAACAACCAACCAUUGUUGACAAUGAAAAAGGUUUAGCAGUCAGGUAUCGUAUAAUUGGAAUGAAAAUCAAUAGAGAACAACAAUCGAGCAUUGAACUAUCAGCAACACUUGGCGAUUUACAACCGUUUUCUACAUCAACUAUUACAUGGAUUAUGCUUUCUUCACUCAAAGGUUAUUUUCGAACAUUCAAUGCUUCUUAUCUAGAAACAAAUCCUAAUGGCGAUCCCAAACUAUCACUAUUCAACUCUUUAACAACGCAUCGAUUGCAACACGUUGUUUCACUUGAUAUUCUAGUUGCACAAUUGAAUGAUACUCAAAUUGAUUAUCUUGUUAAUGAAUUGGAUGGAACUGAAACUGCCUAUAGUAGUACAAAUGCUACGUUGUUCUUUCCUGUUGUUUCUGUUCAGGCUACUGUUCAGUAUUAUUCGAUCGAUCGUGACACACAACGACUCAUUAUUACUGUUAGCUCGAAUCAAACGCUAAAUUCAUCUUUCAUUCAUCUUACUCUUGAAAAUUCUUUCCCUAAAUACUUUCUAAUCUCAUCGAAACGAAUUGAUGAUGAUCUAGAUAUUACUAUAAACACAUGGCUAACGCACAAUGUGGAUCAUUUGCAAUCAGGUGAUCGAAUUGAAGAUCUUCUACAUGUAUUCGAUAUGACAUCAUUACCAUCAACUCGUUCAUAUGAAAUCAUUCUCAGUUCAGCAACUAUUACUUCAACUACAACCGCAAUCACUAAUUCGUUGUCAAGCAUCCUAUCGAGUGCAUCCAAUAGGCUAGAAACCAGUCAAAUGUCAAUCUCAUCCUUACCAACAAUGUCGACGCCGAAUUCAGCGGUAACAUCAAUAUUUGACAAUACAUUGAUGACGAACCCAACGUUAUCUACAAUUUCAAUGCAAACAACCGGUACUCAAAUAUUAUCGACUACUACAGAAAGGAUGUCUUCCACAUCAUCACAAAAUUCAACUCCGAAACAGGAGACGACAUUCUCUGCAAUGACUAAUCAACAAACGCCGGCAUACACAAGCAUUAUGAUAACCACGGAAACAACAGAGGCUUAUUCAACAUUCUCAAAUCCAACUAAAAUAAGUUCUCCAUUAUCUUCGAUUCAAGUGAUCACAUCAACACUUGACAAUGGCUCUGUCACAUCAUCUCAGUCUAUGCCGAACUCAUCCCCUAUCCCAACAUCAAUAGAAGUUACAGCAACUCAAAGAUCGACAACAAUCGAAGAUAAUGCAACAUUAUCGUCUUCAACGUUUCGAAAUUCAAUUUCUACAGAACCGAUCGAAUCAACAAGAAUGGAAUAUAGACUGCCAUCUACAGCGAAUUACACAUUCACAUACGAAAUGUCAUCUCUUUCAAGUGUUUUAACAACGUCGACAUCACGUACUGAGCAGUCUAUUCCUAUCUCCAGUAAUAUCACACUAUGGACAACUCAAUCAACUGCAAUAUCAACCAUGCUAGAAUCGACAGUAUCAUCAACAUCAUAUCAGUAUUUAUCUACAGAAUCGAUGUUGACAAAUACUAAAACACAAAUAACUUCGUCAAUUACAUCAAUGCCGGCCAUCACAACGAAUGCAUACAUUCGAUUUACAUUGUCUUUUUCAAUGAACGACGGAAAUCAGACUAGAGUUCAACUUGUUUCGCAACUUCUUGCUAUCUUUACAUCGGCUCUUGGUAUUCAUUCGAAUCAAAUCAACAUCACCGUGAUCAUACCAUUGAUUCGUACACUAGUAAAUGUAGUAGCUCAAGUUCGUCUCUUUGAUAGUGCAACAGAAAGUGCAGAUUCUUUGCUUGCAAAAAUACGUCAGCAAUUGGCCGAUCCAUCUUCAGCUCUUAGGCGUGACCAAUUGACAUCUCAACUGACCAAUGAAUCAAUAUCGGAUGUAAGAAGAAUGUACAAUUGUGGUGGCAGUACGGAACAAGAAACACCUUGUGGAGCACCUACAACAACGCACUCGACUUCGACAAGUUCACUAACAACAAUUCUUCUAGCAACUAUUAUCCCUUCAGCUAUAGGUGCAGUAUUACUUGAUGCGGUUAUCGUCUUCAUAGUAAGACGUUUACGACAGAGCUCUAGAAAUUCGUUCUUCGCUGAUCGAUCAUACCAUGAAUUGACAAGAUUUUGA